Molecule: messenger RNA, 694 nt
Organism: Eufriesea mexicana
Lineage: Eukaryota; Metazoa; Arthropoda; Insecta; Hymenoptera; Apidae
Product: chromosome stability protein 9
Exons: 5
Biological process (GO): homologous chromosome pairing at meiosis; protein sumoylation; reciprocal meiotic recombination
Cellular component (GO): synaptonemal complex
Molecular function (GO): SUMO transferase activity
Source: RefSeq, a predicted model, not a curated record
AAAUAUUGUUUAUUCAAUUUUUAAAAGCAUAACACUAAUAUGGAUAUGUACAUUUGUAACAAAUGUUCUUCUACAACAUAUAGAGGAAAAAAACCAUUUUGUUUAACUCAAUGUGGUCAUAUAUAUUGUCAGGGAUGCAUACAACAAGCUGAAAAACAGUGUCCUCAAUGUCAACAGAUGGAUAUCUUUUCUAUAGAAUUACAACAACCAUCAUUAUCAAGGGUAGAAAAUUUCUUUGCUCCAUUGAAUGAAUCAUUGGAAUCAUUACAUAAAAUAUGCGGUUUUCAAAAUAAUCAAAUGGAAAUUUUGAUACAACGUUUUCACGAAAUCGACAAAAAAUACGAAACAUUAAAAUCCCACUACUAUAACCUUACUCAAAACAUGAAAGUAAUUAGAGAUAAAUAUAUAAAGCUAAAAAUGGAAAACACAGAACAAAAAAAAAAAUUGAUGUCUUUUGAAAUACAGAAUAGAACAUUAAAUUCUUUAAGCGAUGCUUCCACACCGAUAAAAUCUAACAAUCCAAGAAAUCCAAAAAUAAGAACUGCAUCAAAUUCAUACUUUUCGUCCUGUGGUACAAAUACGUCAAAUCAAUCACUUAAUGUAAGAAAAGAAAAGAGAAUGCUAGAAGGUUUUCGUAUUCCUUUUCCUCAAACAGUACGAUCAGUUGAUACUCGUGAAGUUUCAAACAUGAACC